AUGUCUACUGUCAAUAUUACACCAAUGAAUAAAAAGAUUUACACUCUUGCAACAAUUUCAGAAGCAUUGGAGUACUCAUCUAUUCCCGGAGUAAUGACACUUAGACUCAACAAUACUAUUAGAGUUAGAACAUCUGAGUGGAAAGAAUGCCUUGUAGAACUUGGUGAAUCCUGUGCGAUCAAAUGGACUAUUUGUAACUCCAACAAACGAUGUACUGAUAUCACUGCUGAAGAAGCCAAAAACAGUGGAAUUAAGAUGUGCUUCUCACAGAAGUACUCGUAUCAUUGUUCAGGAACUUAUGAAUCUAAGACAGAGAUGCGAGUAGUUCAAAAGAGAACUAAGAAAAAUAAGUGUCCUGCUCUUCUUUGCGUCAGAGAAUUCUUUAAGACACCUGAGUGGUAUGAGAUAACCUUGACCAAAGAUCAUGCUGAUCAUACUCCUGGUGAUAUCUGUGAGGAUAUUCAUACUCUUUCUCUUGCCAAAAAGUAUCUGCAUGAACUGUCCCAGCAAUUAGAGCAAUCAUCUAAAUCUGCCAGCCAGAUACGUAUCGACAUGUUGAGAGCUAUUGAUAGAUAUGGAAGAAGUUCUGAUUGUAAGGUCAACUAUUAUGACAUUUGGAACUUGAUGAACAAGGGCAAUAUGAGUUACUCUCCCAACACAAAUGCAUUUGCUUAUGGUUUUAUGUCACCAACACAGCAGAUUAAAAUGAGAAAUGCCGUUUCCUUUUGUUUGGAUGCUACACAUGCUAUCUCUGGCAAAAUUGAUGAGAUUUUGUAUACCCUUCUUGUUCGUGACAAAGAAAUUGGUAGAGGAUGGUCUGUUGCUUUCAUGGUAACAAACGACCGGGGUGUUGGCCCUAUUGUACAGUGGCUACAGUUUUUGAAGUCUUCCCUUUUGCUGAUCAAUCCUCAGCAAAUUACUAUUGAUUGCUGCUCUGCAGAAGUACAUGCAAUCCAGACCACUUUCCCUUCCACACAGAUUCAAUUCUGCAUCUUUCACGUCACUCAAGCAUGA
Messenger RNA from Phycomyces blakesleeanus NRRL 1555(-), 1014 nucleotides. RefSeq lists its product as hypothetical. The coding region runs from base 1 to 1014 and encodes 337 amino acids. The transcript is spliced from 2 exons. The record is from RefSeq and is a predicted model, not a curated record. Lineage: Eukaryota; Fungi; Mucoromycota; Mucoromycetes; Mucorales; Phycomycetaceae.